GCUUCAGUGGGAUUAACGCCCCGCCUGCCCGCUUAAGCUACAUGUACCUAAAUACCUAGACGUGGGCUGCUGGAACCACUUGGCCCACCGCCACGACCUCAGCAAUACGCGGCAACGGGGGAUGUCGCCUUGUACCUUAGGUAAUAACACCUUCUCUUUGUUCCUCGAGGAUAACGCAGUGACCGACUUCCCGACCUUAUGCCAAACAACCUCGUGAUUUUUAUUUUAAUCCAACCUUUUUAAACCUUCCUCCAACUAGGUAAAGAAAGAAACUCUCCGAUUAAUCCGAUAUUCUCCUGCGAACCAGAACUAUCAUCACUCUUUUUUUUUACUGUUACUCUUCCUUACAUCAAUCAAAAUGGUGUUUCUCAACUUGCUGACAUUUGGCCUCUGGGGAAAGCUUGGACGACUUACUCACUACGCCGUGGAUGCGGUUCUCAUCUCGACUAUCCUUGCUGGUAUGAGGCGGUCGACCGGAUUAACUUUCAACACCGAGCGCGUAUCCGUCGGCGAGACGAAGGAGGCCAACAAGUGGAUAGAAAAGUACCUGGGCGUCGGCGAAUGGGUCAUGGACCAGUCCGUCGCGAUAGCCGGGUCCAGCGGCUGGUUCCGUCGGACCCGAUGAGCGGGCAGACAAUAAUAACAAGAAAAAUUCGAACGAAGAAAAAAAAAAGCGACAACGAGAAAGACAGAGGGCGCUUGUUGAUUGGGACCGGGACUGGGACGUGCUACUUGCGAUACCCAUGUAUUCAUGUUAAUGAAUAUCAUCAUGGAGGAGCUUUCGCUUGGCCCCUCGUCCUUCCGCUUUCGCCUUCGCAAAUACUCGAUUGGAUUUUUCUGCCCUCUCUCUCUCUCUCUUACACCCCCCCUCCCCUUUCACGAACAGGCG
This is a messenger RNA of Daldinia caldariorum, 889 nucleotides long. Its product is annotated as DUF1748-domain-containing protein. The record is from RefSeq and is a predicted model, not a curated record. Lineage: Eukaryota; Fungi; Ascomycota; Sordariomycetes; Xylariales; Hypoxylaceae. The coding region runs from base 359 to 625 and encodes 88 amino acids. The transcript is spliced from 4 exons. Gene Ontology annotation, cellular component: cytoplasm.